Stylonychia lemnae is the source of this 1833-nucleotide messenger RNA. Lineage: Eukaryota; Ciliophora; Spirotrichea; Sporadotrichida; Oxytrichidae. The record is from the annotation of a GenBank genome assembly.
AUGAACCCUGUAAUUACUAAAGAAGAAUAAACAUAACUAACCACUUUAAGCGCAAACUUUUUCAACUAGCCAGCUCCCAUCAAUGACCUCAAGAUAGGCAAAAUCAAGAGCACUUCCAAUCCUUUCAGAAUGCCUUUCUCAUCAAAUAAUAACAAAAUGCCAGUUAUUCAGUAAUAAAGAAGCGACAGUAAAUCGGAAGAUCAGAAAUAUUCUCCACCUUCCUCUGCCUAAAAGCCCAAGCCUUAAGUUAUAGACGUCAAUCAAAUGAUCAUUAAACUGGAACGAAAACUAGUGAAAAUAAGAGAUGAUAAUAGACUGAAAGAGAAGGAAUAAUAGAUGUUUCAGCUUAGAAAGGAAAUAAAAGAGCUUGAAUAGGACUUGCUGCUCACAAAGAUUGAUUUAGCAUAGGCCAAGGGGGAGCUAGAUGAAUAUGAGUAUUAGAUUGAUGAGUACAAGAGAGUCAUCAAACAAGAAAAUUAGGAUUCGUAAAACAGCAGCACUGAUCAAACAUAAGAUAAAGAGUCUUCUAGAUCAUAGAGAAACUAGUCUAAAACUAAAACUGUAUUUAAAUACAAAAAUAUGAUCAAGUACCCCGUAUCCCUGCUGACUAAGACUUAGAUAGUAAACCAAGUAAAAGUGCCUAAAUUUCUGAAGAAGUUAAAUCCAUUCUCAGGCAACUCUGGAAACUCAGGGCAUUCCUCUCAGAAUGUAUUAGAUGACCCAAUAUUUGGAAGUGAUUCCAUUGAUGAUACACCUAAAAAUACAAAUAAAAAGCAACCUGAUAAUUUGUAGUUUUCUGAAUUAGAUAUGGGAAUAUCAACAACCGUGAGUAUGGCAGCACCUAUGAGAGAUAUAAGAUAAGAAACAUUAUCUGCUGCAGUAUAUCUCAACUAUUUUUAGAAGACUCAUGAUGAGAAACAUAUAGAUUAGUGGUUUAAGGUCUAUAUCCCAUUAAUCAAGGAGGGAUAUGACGAGGAAUUUCGAAAAAAUAAAAAGCUUAAGCAAGAGAUUGUAUCUGGGAUCCCUGUUCCCUUAAGAGGUUAGGUGUGGUAGGCACUAGUUGGAAAUAAGCUUAGAAUCAGUUCAUUUUUAUUCUAAGUAUUUAAAGAUAACGGCUAGCAUGAUUAUAAUAUGGACCCAGACAAUCCAAGAAUAAAACUUAAUCCGCUAAUAGAAGAGGAUAUCCCUCGAACAUUCCCUCAUCUUAAUGAUUUGUUUGAAGAGAUUCAAUCACUUUCAACGUCUCUAAGAGAGAUACUACUAGCUUACUAGAAUUUUAGAUAAGAUAUUGGGUAUGUAUAAGGAAUGAGCUAUGUGGCUGGCAUGCUUUUACUUCAUUGCGGACCUCCAGAGGAGUGCUUCAAAGUGUUUUGCAACAUUCUAAACAUGGAAAUUAUCUUUAACUUCUACAAUUUUAAGAUAUCUGAGAUCAAUAAGACAUAUAAGGUGUAUUGGAAGCUACUCAAGGAACAGGCACCUUUACUCUAUGACAAUCUAAAAGCAGAUAAUGUGUCCUGCAGUGUAUUUCUCUUUGAGUGGGUGCUUACUCUAUUUAGCAGUUCAUUUGAGAUAGAAAUCUGCACAUAUUUGUGGGAUCAGAUUUUCUUUUUUGGAGACAUGUAUAUAGUCAAGAUCGCUGUAACCAUAUGCUAUUUAUUAUAGAAAAAGUUCAUAAAUGAGAUAAAAACCGUAGAUGGCCUGGCUAUUAUUAAAAAAGGGAGGCUGCAUUUAUAGAAAGAUGAGUUGUUUGAUGCCCUUAAUAAAAUAAAACUAGACCUCUCUUAUAUAGAGUCUCUUUAUGCGAAGUUAGACGCAAUUGAAGAUGAAUAAUGA